Opisthorchis viverrini is the source of this 4341-nucleotide messenger RNA. RefSeq lists its product as hypothetical. The record is from RefSeq and is a predicted model, not a curated record. Lineage: Eukaryota; Metazoa; Platyhelminthes; Trematoda; Opisthorchiida; Opisthorchiidae. The transcript is spliced from 31 exons. Gene Ontology annotation, molecular function: metal ion binding. The coding region runs from base 32 to 4030 and encodes 1332 amino acids.
AUUCUUCAAACUGGAAAACGGCAUCAAUGUUAUGGUAAUCUCUAGUCUUAAGCCCGGCGAAGAUCCCGACCCCGAAUCCGAUUCCGAUGAUUCAUCAGAGGAUACAGAAGACGAUGAUUGUCUAAUGGAGACCCGGAAUGGAGACGACGGGGUUGUGGUCUUUAUGGGCAGCGAAAAGUACCCCACUGAGAACGACUUUGAUGCGUAUUUGAGCAAGCGGGGUGGUACGAGCAAUGCAUGGACCGGGAACGAGUACACGCUGUUUCACUUUGAUGUGAAACGGAAACACUUUUCCAAGUGUCUGGACCGAUUCGCUCACUUCUUCAUCUCUCCCCUACUGCUUCCGGACAGCACGGACCGUGAGUUGGCCGCCGUCCACAGUGAGUUUGAGCUGGCCAACGCGAGGGACUCGAACCGUUUGGAGUUCUUCAUCUCCUCGCUCGCCGCAGAUGGUUCGCCGUACAAAAUUUUCGGAUGUGUUUCGCUUGCUAAAAAUCGUUCAGCUGUAGCGCCCUUUCGGUGCCUAGCUGCCAUGCCACCCGGAGGAAGCACGAGGGCUGGCGUACUACCAGAGUGCCCAAGUCCAGACAGGCGAAGUCGAGUGGCAGAGGUCGGAUUCGAACCUUCGAAUCCAGACCUUCCGGUCAGUAAUAUGAAGUCGCUACGGGAUAUCCCGGAGGAGCGUGGGACUGACAUCUAUUCGCUGUUACAACAACACCGGAAAAACAUGUAUUCUGCACACCGAAUGACAUUGGCGUUGCAUUCCAAAGAUUCUUUGGAUCAUCUGGAGGCCUUGGCUCGUGAACUCUUCGCUGCUGUUCCGAACAGUGGCGUUCCACCACUCGACUUCUCGGGAUUUGUCAAUUCGUUUGAGACUCCUUCGUUCAACAAAUUCUAUCGAGUGUGCCCUCUUGGCGACCGAGAGAAACUCCGUCUUAUCUGGUCCCUGCCUCCUCUUCACGAUUCAUACGAGUCUGCACCGAUGGGCGUCAUCUCUUCGUUGGUCGGUCACGAGGGACAAGGAAGCAUACUGACAAUGCUAAAAGACAAAAACUUGGCUGUUUCACUCAGCUGUGGUGUGGAUCCUUCGUCGGACUUUGUAAACUCCAGCCUUUGUACACUCUUUAUCAUCUACAUAACGCUCACCGAUGAUGGUCGGGAUAAUGUCAGUGAGGACCGUCACUUCCUUGUGUGGACCAUCAUCAUCGUCGACAGCAUGACAUCAGUGUUCAACACCGAUGCUUCGCUGCCGUACAACCAUGAUUUAUUUGAAAGCCCAAUCGUGCAUACACCUCCAGACACUCACUCGGGCAAUCUGACAAUAAAAACGCCAUUGACAUCGGUUGGAGGCCACAUCUCGUACCUUCUCCAACCAGGCACAGGUCUGCAAUUUUCAAAUCAGGUUUGCCGCAUCGUCUUUGACUACUUCAAACUGCUGCUCGCCUCAGCCCUAUCAGACGACCCGGUACAGUGUGAGCAACCUGCUGGUAGUCCGAAGGAACGGGUACUGCACACACUGCACUCUUACUUGCCUGAGUACCGACUCACCCAUGAAGCGGCUUUUUUGUACAGUGAACCUGAGGAACCCGACGACACAGUGGUUCAUGUGGCCAAUAUGAUGCAGUUAGUCCCGCCCGAACAAGUCUAUUCAGCCUAUCACGUUUUGAAGAAAGUGGACAUGCAGCUGUACGUACGCCUCCUCAAACUUUUCACUCCUGGACGUGCAUCCAUCAUUCUCCUAUCUGGCAAAUUCGCCUCAUCGCUUCCGACUGAUGGUUCGGUGCUGGUGGAACCGUGGUACAAUGUGCGCUACACUGUGGAAGAUAUUCGUCCUGAUGUGCGAAAGCUGUGGGAAGACUCCGUACCGGACAAGGCGCUGCAUUUACCGUUUAAAAACAAAUUUUUGACUUCGAACUUUGAACUCAGGCCCGCGGCUGAAGACAUGAAGUACCCAACUGAUUUGAAUGCAACUACCAAUGGAGAAUAUAGACGCCGUUAUGGUCAACUUUGGUUUCAACAAAGCACUCGUUUCAAAAGUCCCAAAGCAAUCGUGGUCAUUCAUCUGUGGUCUCCGAUUGUUAUGAAAACGAAGGAAAAUCUAGCGCUACACAUGAUAAUGAACUACAGUCUUAAUCAAACCCUUAGCGUAAUUGCUUAUGAGGGUGGCGAAGCUAACUUGAGCUACAACCUUGAGUACAACGAGAGUGGCUUGAAGAUAUCAUUGAGCGGAUUCAACGAGAAACUAUUCGCUUUCUAUCAGACCAUCCUGAACCACAUUGUGAGCGAAGAUUCGGCCACUUCGUCUGCUCAUUUCGAGUCAUAUCGAGACGCGAUCAGACAGUUGUGUUUCAAUGAAGCAUUGAAACCUAACGUAUUAAACACACACAUGCAGUUCUAUCUGCUCCGAAAAGAAGCCUAUCUCUUCGACGACCUCCUAUCGGCUAUCAAGAACUUGUCCGUAGCCGACUUGAUGGCCUAUAAACAACAGUUUUUCUCCAAGCUACGGAUCACAGCCUAUGUGCAUGGUAAUAUGUCUGCCGACGAUGCUAUCGAGUUUUUCGAGUACACCACCCGCAAAAUCGGAUGUACUCCUUUACCCAGUCGGAAAUUUACAGAUGUUGCUUCAUACGAGCCGGGAACGUAUAGAGUACGAGUGUCGAACUGCAAUCCGGCAGACGUCAACAUGUGUAUAGCCCAAGUGCACUUGCUGGGCAAGACGGACCUACGGCGUACUGUAUAUAACAAGCUACUGUGUAGCGCGGAUUUACUGACCGGAAGGUCUGUGGUUCGAACCUACCCUCUGCCUCUCGACUUCCCCCGUCUAGGCUUGGGUAAGCUGGAAGUAUCCUCACCCUCGCGCUUACUUCGGGUGGCAUGGCAGCUAGCCACCAGAAGGGUGUUACAGCUGAACGCUGUAACAGCCAUUCGGUGCUUAGCUACCAUGCCACCCAAAGGAAACAUGAGGACUCAGAUACUGCCAGGUUCCCCAAGCCUAGACUGGAUCAGUCGAGAUGAUGAGUACAUACUUUCAGAGCCGGCUUUUGACUACCUGAGAACCAAAGAAACUCUUGGCUAUCAAGUGUAUCUUCGAGCUUGGCGAUCCACACCUGGUGGAAAUCUUCACGCCGGCGCGUCAGUUGUGGCCUGCAGUCAAGCUAACCACUUCACGGCGAGUCACGUUGCUGGGCGUCUCUCAGCAUUCUGGUAUCACAUUGUACCUCGAAUUUUAGCCGGCAUCGAAGAGGAGACUUUUCAGACCGCAUACAUACUUUCAGAGCCGGCUUUUGACUACCUGAGAACCAAAGAAACUCUUGGCUAUCAAGUGUAUCUUCGAGCUUGGCGAUCCACACCUGGUGGAAAUCUUCACGCCGGCGCGUCAGUUGUGGCCUGCAGUCAAGCUAACCACUUCACGGCGAGUCACGUUGCUGGGCGUCUCUCAGCAUUCUGGUAUCAUAUUGUACCUCGAAUUUUAGCCGGCAUCGAAGAGGAGACUUUUCAGACCGCAGUUGCCUCUCUCAUCACCAUAGCUCAACUGGAGGAUCCAAACAUGCUCACUGAAGCGGAACGGAACUGGGCUGAAAUACUGAUCGGAGAAUGCAUGUUCAAUCGACGAGAGGCUAGCGUGAAAGUGCUAAAGACGGUCACGAAAAAAAGUUUGUUCGAAUUUUUUGUGACGGAAUAUCUGAAACCGUGCAAUCGGCGAGUCCUGUUGGUUCAAGUCGAGGCGUCCGCCAAACCCGAUUUAGGUCACGUAUUUCCGCAAAAAUCUUAUGACCUCCAUAUUCGACAUGUCAAAGUCACCGAACAACUUCAACAAGACGAGCAAAAUAGUCAGGAUGAGGUUGAUGUAGCAGCCGCUGUCACCGCUUGUGGUUUUGACAACGACGCCGGUUUGACUUUCAUGCAUACUUGUUCUUUGAUGGAUGACACUUCGGAACUAUGUCCCCCAGCCACGGACUGUGUUGCAAUUGAUAGUUUGCGAGGCUUUCGGUCCACUCUGGUGUAUGAACCUGGCCGUGUUGUCGAAUGAUCGAGUGGAACGAUGCGAAUUACUGAUCAUGUUGGCUGUAAUUGCCUGAUGAUGAGGGUUUUACCUGCGAUUUACUUUGUACUGCCACUCAUGUGACUGGUUCUUUCUCAUGCAGCUCUGGUCCUAAUUGUGUAUCCAAGUCACUUGAGCUUUCGGAGCCGUUUGGUUUUUUCUUCUACCUGGGAACACGUGUCCGCACUUAAUGCCAUUAUCUUAAAGAAUAGAGAUUGGGGCUUUUGGCUGUCCUAUUUUCUCGAUUCAUCCUCUGAUGGUUGAUGUUAGCUCUGCCAAUCAAAAAAACUGUAUUCACU